UUGGAGAACGCGCCUGCGCUUUGCAAGAUCUGUUGACUGGACUGUUAUUUCCUGAAUGAAAUUAGGGAUUUUAGGAAUUUUAAUGAAGUCCAAAAUAUAACCCGACCGUGGGAAUGGCUUGUUUAGCUAAAUUGAAACAGGACAUUAAGUUUUUAGAGACCUCUUUUUCCAAAGACCACGAACGUUUUCAAAUUCGCUCGGCUUCUGUUGAUGAACUGUCAUGCAGAUUCAUUGGAAGAAAUGGAGAGAAAUACGACAUUCAUGCCAACAUAACGGAAACUUAUCCUCAGACAGCCCCUAUAUGGUUUAGUGAUUCAGAAGAUGUGACCUUGACAACUGUAAUAGGUAGAUUGACAGACAGUCCACCUGAAAAUUAUAAUAUUGUGCAUCAGGUGAAGAAACUUGUAACUGAUCUAUGUCAAUUACAUGAGUUACCUGCCCCAACAAUAGAUGCAGGUGGAGAUGCAUCUUGUCAAAUGGAAACAAAUUCUAAGGCAAUGGCCAGUAAUCAAAAUGAUAGUUCAGAAGAAGAAGAAGAAGAUGAAUUCCAUUAUGAUAUGGAAGAAGAUGCACAAAAUGAUCAGAAAGCUAAAGAUGAUGAUAAAGAUAUAGAACUAGGUAAUUUAGCAGUACUUGAAAGAUUAAAACAGAAUCAACGUUUAUCAUAUCUAAAGGGCUCAGUAUCUGGAUCAGUACAAGCAACUGACCGUCUUAUGAAAGAAUUACGUGAUAUAUAUAGGUCUGCCAGCUUUAAAAAUGAGAUAUAUACUGUAGAUCUAGUCAAUGAUAGUCUUUAUGAAUGGAAUGUGCGAUUAAAAAAGGUGGAUCAAGACAGUGCUUUAUUUACAGAUUUACAAACAUUUAAAGAAAAAGAAGGCAGAGAUUUUAUAUUGUUAAAUUUUACAUAUAAGGAUUCUUUUCCAUUUGAUCCACCAUUUGUACGAGUAGUUCAUCCCAUAUUAACAGGAGGUUAUGUGUUAGGAGGAGGUGCAAUUUGUAUGGAAUUACUCACAAAACAGGGUUGGUCUAGUGCCUACAGUUUAGAAUCCGUCAUUUUACAAAUAUCAGCUACAUUAGUUAAAGGCAAAGCAAGAAUACAGUUUGGUGCAUCUAAGAGUCAGUACAGCUUAGCUAGAGCACAGCAGUCUUUCAAAUCACUUGUACAGAUUCAUGAAAAAAAUGGCUGGUUUACUCCCCCUAAAGAAGAUGGAUAAAAAUAUAUAUAUAUAUAUAUAUAUAUAUAUAUAUAUAUAUAUAUAUAUAUAUAUAUAUAAACAGUCAUCCAUGAUCUUCUUGUGUCUGUGUAAACUAACAUUAAAACUUAAACCUGUAAGCAUUUGUAGAUAUAUUAUAUACAACUGUGGAAGGAACCGUGUGACAGCAGUCUGGAACAAACCAUAUGUGAAUGAAUCUACAAGUCCAACUUACUUAUAUUGUGAACGUUUCAACGUUUCAUUGAUAACUUACUUCGGUCAACUGUCGUCUUUAUUAAGAGGCUCGUGAAGGAGGAUAUGGUUUGAAUUAUUAUGAAGUGCAACAAUAUGAACCUAAAUAAGGAUAAAGAUGCACAACCUACCCUAUGUGAAAUUUUCCGUCAAUGUGCAUAAGUUAAUUUGUAUAUAGAAACCAAAAUGACAAAAUGAAGAUGUAUAUAUGAAACAAUAUUGUAUUCAUGGCUCUGUGUGUGACAUGUUUAUUUGGACUAUGCACCUUUAAACUGCAGCCAUUCUCAUGUUAUGUUUAUGAUGUAAUAUUAGUAAUUAUUAUUAUGUUUUGUCCUAGUUGCUUUUUAUUGGUUACUUGUUUGGCUAGUCUUUAUGUAGUGCACACAAUACUUCAGCUAUUUGUUACUUUAAUUAUUUCACCAGUUUAUGCUUUCAUAACCAUACCAUGGAAGGGUGGGGGUGGAGGGAUAAAUUUAAUAAAGCAGCAUCUCUGACAACAUUAAUUUAUUUAGUUACACCAAGGCUUCGCUAUUAUUCUGAUCAUUUUUUACACAAAGGAUUAACUCUGUUCAAAUGUGUGAUCCUUACUAUCUAUAUGGUGAUGUCCUUUAAUUUUUCCAAAAAUGUCCAAUAUUUAAACCUUAUUUAUGAUAACCAACCAUGUCCAGUCUUUGCAUGGAGUUAAAAUAUGACAUAUUAUGGCCAUCUACAAACUUCUUUGAGCAGCAUUUAGCAACUGACACACCUAUUAAAUACAAAAACAUAAUAUGGAACACAAUUACUAUUUUAAUUAAAGGACAAUAUUGGUGUCAGUCAUUGUCACAUAUGUGAUAGAACUGGUUAAACGCGUUCCAAAUAUAAUAACACAAGAGAUCAUUGCAAUGAUAGAUGCGUUAUGAAACUUUCAAGAAAGGGAAGUGAUGAACACAAAAGGAAACCAUGGGUUAUCCUUCUAUAUAACUGACUGAAGUGACGAGUGAUAACCGAUACAUGGGUGAAUUUCUGCUCACUAAUAAUUUCUUCAAAGUCCAAAAGUUCUUAUGUGAGGCUGUGAGAGGAUAUCUGAUAAUUCAAAAAAGUAAUUGAAUGUCUCUAGAUAAGGGAAAACGGGAAAAAUAGAAAUACUCUUAGUGUACAUUCCCUUGUUUUUGUUCAUUCUAUACUUAAUAAAAAAAAUGGUAAUGCAUGGACUUUUUUCUAUUUUUCUCAUUUUCUUUUAUCUAGUGAUAGUCAAUUAUUUGUUUGAAUUGUCAGAUAUCCUCCCAGUCUCAUAUAACAACUUUUGGUCUUCGAAGGAAUUAUUAGUGAACGGAAAUUUGCCUGUGUAUCUGUUAUCACUCAUCACUCCAGUUAGUUAUAUAGAAGGUUAUAUAGAAGGAUGACUUGUGUUUUCCUUUUGCGUUUGUCACUUCCCUUUCUUGAAAACUUCAUAACGCAUCUAUCGUGGCAAUGAUCUCUGUUAAAAUUGUAUUUGGAACUUGUUUAACCAAUUCUAUCACAUAUGUGAUAAUGACUGACACCAAUAUUGUCCUUUAAAGAGACAUUUAUUAAAUCUUACAAACCUUCAUAUUUCCUGAAAUAAUGUUCGUUUACAGUAAGUGACAAUAUUCAUGGUCUUGUUGGUGAAUACUGCAUGUACCAGAGUCUCCAAAUUAAAUUGCAUAUUCAGCAUUGAGUAUGGUUAUAUACUAAUUAAUAACUGGACUUAACAUAGGAGAAUGUAUGGAUUGAUAUGCCCCACACUUUUGAUUAGAUUAAAGAUUCUGUAAAGGUCCCUUGAAUGCAGUAAACAUUAUUUAUACCUCUAUUUGAUCUCAUUAUGGAUAUCAUUCAACUGUUAUCAUUUUACCAUGGCCAUUCUGUAAUCAGUAAUUGAUUGCAAUUGGAUAAAAGCCAGUUACAUGUUCUAUAAAGCACUCACAUACUGAAGGAGAAUUUAGUCUUUUAAUAGAGUAUGGAUAUGUUUGAUUUAUGCUAAUAUGAACUGAAUCCUGAUUCCUUUCUAAUGCAACUGCUCCAAAUUUAUUUUUCAUGUCUCAUCCAGUUCCCAACUUUUUCACUGUAUGAAUAUAAACAAUGAUAUUGAACUUGAAGAUUUGAACACUGUAAAAUACUAAUUAAAAGAAUCCAAGUUCAGAAACACCCUUAGGCCUAUAAAGUAGUAUUUCUAAUUGGAUAAAAAUUAAACAUGGCCAAAAAAGUUUUAUAUCCCAGAAAAAUAAAUGUUUACAGCAUUUUUAUAGUGAUACAGUUCUGUGUUAUGGACAUGACAUCAUUUGCAAUAAUAUUGUAUCAAACCUGUUGCAUGUGAUGGCCUUAGAUUACCAGGAAAACAAUCCAUGACUGAUAAUUAAUGUGUCGCCAUACAUUUAGGACUGUGAAGUACAAUUAUAUAAAGUUAAAGUUUUCUUGUAAAAUGAAGAUUAAAUGAUAUCCGCAAUAAUUAUUUCAAACUUAACACAUUUAGUUUGAAAAAAUUACCAGUCCCAAAUCCUGCAUUUAAACACAUAACACUGUUGUUGAUAGCUGCAUAUACAUGUAACAAUGCAACUUGCCAUUCUCCUUUUAUUAUAUAUUUGACUAAUUUCAAAAGUUGAAGUGACAAAUAAUUAAAAUUGUUUGAAUGGCAUUUAGUAAUUGAACUGGAAAUACACAGGUCACAAUUCUAUGGAAUACAACCUUUGGUUUUUGUCAGUGCUUAGUAAUAAUCAGUAAUUGUUUUCUGUAGAAUUGUGAGGUGUGUAUUCCCAAAUAUUAUAAUUGUAAAAUAAAACAACACAGAGCUGUAUUUAUUUAUUAUGAUCAUGAAUAAUGGAUAUCUUGUGAAAUUUGCUAAAAAUUAUGCAAAUUUUUCAUCAUUAUGAGUCAACAGUCACUUCGAUUAUUGAUAUGACGACAUAAUUCCAAGAUGGAAGUGAUGACAUCAUGCUCGGGGAUUGGCCUUUUGAAAAAUGUUACCUUAUUGCUUUCAUGCCGACAAUCUUUAUCCAACGUCUAUUAAUCCCUAUAUUUAGUUGAUAUUCUAUUCAAUUUGUUUUAAAAAUCAAACAGAUUUCAAUUUUUAUUUUGCUGUCUUUUGAAAGAUAAUCAUAAUCAUUUUAUUAAAUAUUAAAAACUAAUUAACUUAAAUUUAUCUGUGGUGUGUAUUUAUUGAAAUUAGGAAAGAUAAUUCAUAUGAUCUAUUGAUUUCAUUCAUUCCAUAGCUUUUAAUGAAUGCCAUCAAGAUCAUUUUGCCAUAAUGAAGGAUAUAAAAUCAAAGUUAAUUAUUCUAUUUGUUUUGACUGUUAUAAAGUGAUGUAUAUGUAUAUUAUUAAUUUGAUCUUGCUGGCCUAUCAGCCUUCUUAAAUCUAUAUACUUAAAGCUGAUUUCAUAGACUUAAAUCACAAGUUCAAUAAAGGAUUUGCACAUGCCAGUAAACAGGUAAAAAGACAGCAGGUUGCAACUGUGUGAACUCUCCAAAGUAAAAACAUUGCUGUGGCCAACAGCUAAAAUAGGUGACAAUAAAUGUUUUUGUGUGUGAAGUUAGCACAUACUCUCCACAAAAUGCAAUGUCACUUCUAAUACAGAUUUUUCCUCUUGAAACAAUGUACAAACCUUUUUAACUUAGAUUAACAGGAUAUGAAAAUCUGCUCUUUGUGUAUUGUAGCCCAAUCUUCUUGUAGUGGUUUUAUUACAACUUAUUAUAUCAUCAGGGUUACGUUAUUGUGAUGAAGGCUUAAUUAACCAGUACCAUGGUGUUUCAACACAAAUAAAUCAUAUUUUUAAAGUUUA
Messenger RNA from Patella vulgata (common limpet), 5216 nucleotides. RefSeq names its product ubiquitin-conjugating enzyme E2 Q1. Bases 114 to 1214 code for a protein of 366 amino acids. The record is from RefSeq and is a predicted model, not a curated record. The transcript is spliced from 12 exons. NCBI's taxonomy places the organism in Eukaryota, Metazoa, Mollusca, Gastropoda, Patellidae.